AUGCAAAGCGGAGACAUCUGGGAUUCUUCUUCGUCCAAUCUUCAGUGGAGAGGGAGGGGAGGGGGGGUGGUUUGGUGGAGAGGGAGGGGGGAGUGGUUUAGUGGAGAGGGAGGGGAGGGGGGGUGGUUUAGUGGAGAGGGAGGGGGGAGUGGUUUAGUGGAGAGGGAGGGGAGGGGGGGUGGUUUGGUGGAGAGGGAGGGGAGGGGGGGUGGUUUGGUGGAGAGGGAGGAGGAGGGGGGGAGUGGUUUAGUGGAGAGGGAGGGGGGAGUGUGGAGAGGGAGGGGAGGGGGGGUGGGUGGUGGGUGGGGGAGGGGAGGGGGGGGUGGGUUUGGUGGAGAGGGAGGGGAGGGGGGGAGUGGGGGUGGAGAGGGAGGGGGGGAGUGGUUUAGUGGAGAGGGGGGGGGGGGGGGUGGUGGUUUGGUGGAGAGGGGGGGGAGGGGGGGGGGGGGUUUGGGUGGGGGGGGUGGGGGGGGGGGGUUUGGUGGGGGGGGGGGGGGGGGGUUUGGUGGAGAGGGUGGGAGGGGGGGGUGGUUUGGUGGGGAGGGUGGGGGGGGGGGAGUGGUUUGGUGGAGAGGGGGGGGGGGGGGGGUUUGGUGGGGGGGGAGGGGGGGGGGGGGGGGGGGUGGAGAGGGGGGGGGGGGGGGGUGUGGUUUGGUGGAGAGGGACGGGGGGGGGGGGGGGGUGGAGAGGGAGGGGAGGGGGGGGGGGUUUGGUGGGGAGGGGGGGUGGUUUGGUGGAGAGGGAGGGGAGGGGGGGGUGGGGGGGGGGGGGGAGUGGUUUAGUGGAGAGGGGGGGGGGGGGUUUGGUGGAGAGGGAGGGGGGGGUGGUUUGGUGGAGAGGGAGGGGGGGGGGGGAGGGUUUGGUGGAGAGGGGGGGGGGGGGGAGUGGUUUAGUGGAGAGGGGGGGGGGGGGGGGGGUGGUUUGGUGGAGAGGGAGGGGGGGGGGGGGGGUUUGGUGGAGAGGGAGGGGAGGGGGGAGUGGUUGUGGGGAGAGGGGGGGGGGGGGUGGUUUGGUGAGAGGGGGGGGGGGGGGGGGGGUUUGGUCGAGGGGGGGGGGGGGGUGGUUUGGUGGAGGGGGGGGGGGGGUGGGUUUAGUGGAGAGGGGGGGGGGGGGGUGGUUUGGUGGGGAGGUAGGGGAGGGGGGGGGUGGUUUAGUGGAGAGGGAGGGGGGGGGGGGUGGUUUGGUGGAGAGGUAGGGGAGGGGGGAGUGGUUUGGUGGAGAGGGGGGGGAGGGGGGGGGGGGGUGGGGAGGGAGGGGAGGGGGGGGGGUUUGGUGGUGAGGGAGGGGGGGGGGGUGGUUUGGGGAGAGGGAGGGGAGGGGGGGGUGGUUUGGUGGAGGGGGAGGGGAGGGGGGGGGGUUUGGGGGGGGGGGGGGGGGGGGGGGGGUGGUUGGGGGAGGGGGGGGGGGGGGGAGGGGUUUGGUGGAGAGGGAGGGGGGGGGGGUGGUUGGGUGGGGAGGGAGGGGGGGGGGGGGGGUUUGGUGGUGGGGGGGGGGGGGGGGAGUGGUUUAGUGGAGAGGGAGGGGGGGGGGGGUGGGGGUGGAGAGGGAGGGGGGGGGGGGGUGGUUUAG
Messenger RNA from Knipowitschia caucasica, 1569 nucleotides. The record is from the annotation of a GenBank genome assembly. Lineage: Eukaryota; Metazoa; Chordata; Actinopteri; Gobiiformes; Gobiidae.